AUGUCUGACCAGAAGCCCCUCCCCUUCAUCUACCAAUUCGCAUCCGGAGCCAUUGCCGGCGUGUCCGAAAUCCUGGUCAUGUACCCCCUGGACGUGGUCAAGACCCGAAUGCAGCUCCAGGUCAAGGGCACUGGUGAGCAGUACUCCUCCAUGGUCGACUGUCUCCAGAAGAUUGUGCGAAACGAGGGCUUCUCGCGACUGUACCGAGGUAUUUCCGCCCCCAUUCUCAUGGAGGCCCCCAAGCGAGCCGUCAAGUUUGCUGCCAACGACGAGUGGGGCAAGUUCUACCGAAACGCCUUUGGCAUGCCCAAGAUGACCCAGUCGCUGUCGAUUCUGACCGGAGCCACCGCCGGAGCCACCGAGUCGUUCGUCGUCGUGCCCUUUGAGCUCGUUAAGAUCCGACUCCAGGACAAGUCGUCCAAGUACACCGGCAUGGCCGACGUGGUGAAGACCAUUGUGCGACAGGAGGGUCCUCUCGCUCUGUACAACGGUCUGGAGGCCACUCUGUGGCGACACAUUACCUGGAACUCUGGUUACUUUGGAGUCAUUUUCCAGGUGCGACAGCUGCUGCCCAAGGCCACUGACAAGAGAGGCCAGAUGAUCAACGAUCUGAUUGCCGGAUCUAUUGGAGGAACCGCCGGUACCGUGCUCAACACCCCCUUUGAUGUGGUCAAGUCCCGAAUCCAGAACACCACCCGAGUCCCCGGUGUCGUCCCCAAGUACAACUGGACCCUGCCCUCGGUGUUUACCGUGUUCCGAGAGGAGGGCUUUGGCGCUCUUUACAAGGGAUUCAUGCCCAAGGUGCUGCGUCUGGGUCCUGGAGGAGGUAUUCUGCUGGUGGUGUUUACCGCUUGCAUGGAUUUCUUCCGAGGAAUCCACGACGGUAAGAAAUAA
Messenger RNA from Yarrowia lipolytica CLIB122, 894 nucleotides. RefSeq lists its product as uncharacterized. Gene Ontology annotation, biological process: transmembrane transport. NCBI's taxonomy places the organism in Eukaryota, Fungi, Ascomycota, Dipodascomycetes, Dipodascales. The record is from RefSeq and is a predicted model, not a curated record.